Messenger RNA from Megalops cyprinoides (Indo-Pacific tarpon), 1351 nucleotides. It is a transcript of the gene acmsd, whose product is annotated as aminocarboxymuconate semialdehyde decarboxylase. NCBI's taxonomy places the organism in Eukaryota, Metazoa, Chordata, Actinopteri, Elopiformes, Megalopidae. Gene Ontology annotation, cellular component: cytoplasm; cytosol. The record is from RefSeq and is a predicted model, not a curated record. The coding region runs from base 87 to 1097 and encodes 336 amino acids. The transcript has 10 exons. Gene Ontology annotation, molecular function: hydrolase activity; carboxy-lyase activity. Gene Ontology annotation, biological process: secondary metabolic process.
CCUUUGACUGGAAACGCGCAUACACUGUCGGAAACUUAUUUUUCUGAGUUACCCCGACCAGUUGUACGUGUGGUGAAUCAAUAAGGAUGAAGAUUGACAUCCAUAAUCAUAUUUUACCCAAGGAAUGGCCCGAUCUUAAAGAGAGAUAUGGAUAUGGUGGAUUUGUACAGCUGCAUCAUCACUGCAGAGGGGAAGCCAAGAUGAUGAAGGAGGGGAAGGUGUUCCGUGUGAUUCAGGAGAACUGCUGGGACCCUGCAGUCCGGAUUCGGGAAAUGGAUAAAUAUGGAGUGACGGUACAGGCACUGUCCACGGUUCCUGUCAUGUUCAGUUAUUGGGCCAAACCCCGGGACACGCUGGACCUGUGUCACAUCCUGAACGACGAUCUGGCGGCCACAGUUAGCGCGUUCCCCAAACGCUUCGUGGGGCUGGGGACGCUUCCCAUGCAGGCCCCUGAGCUGGCAGUUCAGGAGAUGCGGCGCUGUGUGUUGGAGCUGGGCUUCCCUGGGGUUCAGAUCGGAUCACACAUCAACUCCUGGGACCUCAACGCCCCUGAGCUGUACCCAGUCUAUGCGGCUGCUGAGGAGCUGAACUGCUCCUUGUUUGUGCACCCCUGGGACAUGCAGAUUGAUGGGAGAAUGGCUAAAUACUGGCUCCCCUGGCUGGUAGGGAUGCCAUCAGAGACAACAAUGGCUAUUUGCUCAAUGAUCUUCGGAGGAGUCUUUGAGAAAUUCCCAAAGCUGAAAGUUUGCUUUGCCCAUGGAGGUGGUUCCUUUCCAUAUACUGUGGGCCGCAUUGAACACGGGUUUCAGGUUCGCCCAGAUCUAUGUGCUGUGGACAAUAAGAUCAACCCAAGGAAAUACCUAGGGUCCUUUUACACUGACUCACUGGUUCAUGACCCACUCGCCCUCAGGCUACUAAUUGAAGUGGUUGGAAAGGAUAAGGUCAUGCUGGGAACCGAUUAUCCUUUUCCACUGGGUGAGCUGGAGCCAGGAUCUCUGAUUGAGUCAAUGGCUGAUUUUGACAGCCAUUUAAAGGAUAAACUUCUUGCCAACAAUGCUCUUGACUUUUUGGGUCUUAAAAGGAGCCAGUUUGAGUGACUUGUGAAGAAAUGUAUGUGGAAUAAAAGAAUACAGCCCAAAUCCCCCAUGUUAGACUGACUAUGCCAUUGUACCAGAAAGUUUGAGCAUUUUUAAACCUACAUUAAUACAUUUAAAAGACUUAGAUGGUUUUAGCAGUAUGCUGAAUAUGUUCAUAUUGUCAUUAGUAUUCAGUUUACAUCAGAGCAGUGCCUGCAAUGCAAUGUUCAUUGAAAGUAAUGUGAAUUGUUGAACGUGUACCAGAAUGAAUCACU